UCACAACCUAAGGUUUAAGAAGUUGCGCCUUCUUCAGAUCUUAGAUGGUAUUAACAUUUUCAUUCUCACCUGCAUCGGUUGUGGAACCUGACUGCUUACGAAAUGUAGUUAAGUUGGCAAGAGAAAACAAUUUACUUCUUUCGGAAGAAACUUGCUGGUGCUUGCUGGACUCAUGUCUGUCGAAAAUUCCGUUGAAGAAAACUUACCAACUUCUAGAUGAAUUAUACAGUACUGAAGAGCUAAGGUUUCCAGAAGGUAGCGAGUUUGCAGUUGAGUCCAUACGUGCCAGAUCUGUUAACAAAGGUGUUGUUUUCUAUUAUGUAAAAUGGGUUGGGUGGCCACCUGUGUUCAAUACAUGGGAACCAGAAUCUAAUCUUCAUGGAUGUGAGGAUUUAAUACAAAAAUUUAUUGAAUCUUAUGGUUCGACGAUUGGAAUGCUUCCGCCUGAUAAUCAACCUGAUAGAAAAUCACAGGUUCAGGAAGUAAUGGAUCGAUUGAAGGAAGCUGUCAAUACAUCUGGGUCGCUACCAUUAUAUCUACUUGAACGAUUUUCUAGUCUCCAACCUGAUCCUACUAAUAGCCUUCGACCAUACAAACACUUACCCACCAUAAACAUCGAAAAGCUUUUUUCAUCACAAAUAUCACAAGGCAUUAUAGAAUCUAUUUCACUCAAGCGACCUCCCAGUGUCGCUGAUCUCUUGCCAGUUUCUACCAAACGUAUUCGUCUUAGUCGGAAAGAUAAACAAGUGUUAGAUUCUGCUCUAAGUGCUUUUCAACAAAAACUCAACACUGUAUACUCAAAUGAAGCACCAAUCACUGUCGAAAAUUCUGUAGAUUCUGAAUGCCCACCAGUUGAAUUCCAGCCGAUUCCAGAUUAUUUACCUGGACAAGAUGUAUUCUUACCAACCAAAGCUCCUAUUGGAUGUGAAUGUACGAUGGACAAUUUGGAUCAGUCAGAGCUAGCCAAAAUUCGUAAAGCAGAUGGAAGCAGUUCACCAGUUAUAUAUCCUUGUUGGAUCAAUAAACGACGUAGUUGUUGUGCUGUUCGUGCUGGUGCAGUUCCACCCUAUGACAAACGGAAAAGGCUCGUUGCCCCUCCUGGUCAUCCUGUUUAUGAAUGUAACUCCUUAUGUCCAUGCGAUUCGUCUUGUCCAUUUCGUGUUGUUCAACUUGGACGGAAAGUUCCUUUGUGUGUCUUCCGUACACGUGACCGAGGAUGGGGCGUUAAAACGGUGGUCCCCAUUAGUAAAGGGACAUUUGUCGUUGAAUACUUAGGAGAGAUUCUUAAUUUUGAUGAAGCAGAAAAACGAGGAAUAAUAUACGACAAACAGACUAUGACAUAUCUUUUCGAUUUGGAUUUCGAAGGUGAUGCUUAUUACACUGUAGAUGCUUCUCAGAUGGGAAAUAUAUCACAUUUUAUUAAUCAUUCGUGUGAUCCCAAUCUCACAGUUCGUUGUGUUUUUAUUGAGUGUCUCAAUACGAAGUUACCCCGUAUUGCGCUUUACGCGUCUAGAUUUAUAAGGAAAGGUGAAGAACUUACAUUCGACUACAAUAUGACUGGUGCUGUGGCUGCGGACACUAGUGUAGUUAUAGAUGGUGCCGGAGAGGCAGAAACUCCUUCAGAAACCCAGUCAGGGUCAUCGAAUAAUGGUGGGAAGAGUCCGACCCCAUCUUCUUCCUCAGUUGACGUAACUCCUGACACAAGCAGUGAGGUGUCUUUCGAUAGCAAAUCUCUGGGAUCUAAAGGUCCUCGUAUGAAAUGCUUAUGUCGAAGUAAAAACUGUCGUGGAUAUUUAGUCAACUAGAAAUUUUUACUGAUUGUUUAUGGAGUACGGUAAAGCUGAAAUACAGUCUGCUUAUAAUCAUAUACAAUGUCAGUUUUAUCCACUCAGGCUUCGUGUAUUUUUAAUGAACCAUUAGGAAUAUUUGUAUUCAGGAUUAUAUUUGAUUCUUAUUUUAUAUCUAUUGUAAAUUAUACUGCUCUAUAUAGCAAAUAUAUAUAAGUAUAUGUAAAGAUAAUUGGUAUAGUUUGCAGAUUAAAUGUAUACUUUGUGUCUUUUUGUUCAUCAGCAUUUUACAGUUUUUUAUAGUGACAAUAGAUUUAAGGCGCUGAAAAUGUACGUCUAUUCUUUUAAAUGCUUCUAUACAUUUCAGUUGUUUUCAUUUACUUUUAUCCUGAGAAGGUAACAUUUUGUUGUUAAUAUAUUUACGAUAUAUCUGUAUUCAAUGUUAAUUUUUCAUAUUACCUGAGAUGAUUUAACGAAAGACCAAUGUAUAUAAGGAUGUACAGGUAUUACAUCCUGUUUCUUAUCAUAAGCAGUAUAACCAUACAACUACAUUCAAUUGUUUUAACAUAUACCAAACAUUGUUAAUCAAUCACUAAAAAAACCACUUGUGAGUUAUAUACCUGCACAUUCGCCAUUCACUUGGUUCAUGUGGAGUAUUUCGAGUUAAAUGAAGUCACAUACCCGUUUUAGUGCUUUUCGGUUGGACCUUGUAUACUCAAGAUGCUUUGUUCAACUACAGGGGUCGAUGUUGUGUUAUCCACUUCACAGUUGUGAUGUUAUUUCCGAAAUUUCCAUAAAACUACCAACCAUCCCCUUUGAUCCUAAGAAAAUGCUGAGUGGAGUAAGUUAUUUAGGUAAUUUCGACUGUACAACCGUCAGAAAGUGGUAUAUUUUCAUAUGUAUUGAGCGGUAUUUUAUGGAGUUUAAUGUGUUACAAAGGUGCUCUUUCGGUCUGCAUAAUAAUUUGAAAUUCUUCUGAUUAACAAACAUUCACUGUAUUAAUGAGAUAGCCUUGUAAUUGAAAUGGCCAUUUCGGAUAAUUGUUUUAGCCUAAAAUAACAUUUAUUUUCAUGGCAGACAAUAAAGUUAUGUCACAUUUGAUUGGAUAGUUUUCGACCAAUCACAAUGGGAUGUCUGCGCUGAAUUAGAUUUCAGCAUUAUUUUCACUUUUAAUAUGGCAGUUAGGUAAGACUUUUGACCUCUUAGUGAUUCUAUAAAUUUAUGUUAACUCUAUAAUUAAGGAUGAACAAAUAAUCCCAAAAUUUAUUUAUGGGGGAACUUUUUAUUUAAUAUGCUUUCAUGAUGGUCAUCGCGAUUUUUGUGCUCUAGUGUCGUCAGCGUGAAUAGCAGAUAGUGGUGCUAAUGAGAUAUAAAUCCCACUUAAAUUUGCAUAUAUUCUGUCGACCUAAACGUUUCGAACGGUAUUUUUAGGGUCAAGAUACAAAUGUUUCAUAUGGGUUUAUCUCAUACGGUCUAUUCGACAGACAGACCGAGAGAAAUGUAUGUGGACUGAAGUGACAGAUUUAGCUUAGUUAAUGAAUGACUUGGCAUACAUAUAAUAAGUUUCAGAAAACAAAUGCGAAUAUAAAUGAUUGACACACAUGAGGCCAGCACAUCCACAAAUCACAUAUGAAUAUGCCAAACAAAGCUACAUAUGACAGAGUACACGAGAUGGUCAAAAGAUAUUUGACCAGAUAGGAAUAAUAUGUUUAAUAAGCAGACAAUAGUGGAUUACGCAUUGGUUGCCAUAAUACUUUAUUAAAAGUAUGGACAGACGAGGUGUCGCUACAAAAUUAGAGGAUCGUGGAUUUAUCUACCCUGAUGAGCAAAUUUCCCCAGGUCUAAGAAGGUACUUAGGCAUGUUACACCUCGUGAAGGAGCAUAGGCCGCCCACUAGUAUUCUCCAUCCAAUUCUGUCCUUGAGAAACCUUUCAAAUUGCUAUUCAACCUUUUCAUGCAUACUUCUAAUUCACGACUCUGUGUUUUUUGUUCUUCUUUUCUAUUUCUCUUCAUAGUUCCAAGUUAGAGCUUGCUACAAAAUGCAGUUUGAUAAUUUCCAAAAUGUAUGUACUAUCCACCUCCAAUAUUUUCUUAUUUCCUCUUCAGAUGGAAGUUUGUUUGUUCACCCCCACAGUAGACUGUUGUUUAUGGUAUCCGGUCAACGGAUAUUGACUAUCCUGUGUAGUCAACUGUUUAUAAAUUCUUGAGCUAAUUUGUUGAUGUUUAUGGUAGUUCUGAAAGUUUCAGCUGCGUACAUUAGGAUUGUCUCGACGUUCGUAUUGAAGAUUGUGACUUUGACAUUGGUUGAUAGUUAUUUUGAGUUACAUGUGUUCUUCAACUGUAGGAAUGCUGUCCCUUAUUUGCCAAUCCUUGCCUAUACAUCUGCAUC
Molecule: messenger RNA, 4176 nt
Organism: Schistosoma bovis
Lineage: Eukaryota; Metazoa; Platyhelminthes; Trematoda; Strigeidida; Schistosomatidae
Source: the annotation of a GenBank genome assembly